Molecule: messenger RNA, 1590 nt
Organism: Ailuropoda melanoleuca (giant panda)
Lineage: Eukaryota; Metazoa; Chordata; Mammalia; Carnivora; Ursidae
Gene: DCDC2B
Product: doublecortin domain containing 2B
Biological process (GO): intracellular signal transduction
Cellular component (GO): microtubule organizing center; microtubule
Source: RefSeq, a predicted model, not a curated record
CUCCUUUGAGCUCAGCCCUUGGGCUUCAGAGUAGCGGGGAGCCUCUGAGGCGUCUUCCCUAGCUGGUAUUGGAACAUCUGUGUUUCGGGGUGAUCUCCACCACUGCCUCUCUCACGGAGCCCCAGGGUCUUCCUUCCAGUAUAGUGAUCAGACCCGCCCAACUCUCUCGAGGCCCCACCAAGGGCCGGCUGGAUGAGACGCUGAAGGCAGACGCGCUCCUGCAGUCUCUCCGCGCCUUCCUGGGUGACGGGGCAGGACUCCACUUCUGAUUGGCACUGCUCCCAGCCUGCCUUGGCUGCCUGGCAACAGUUCUGCGUCUCUCGCUGAGGACACAUGAUGGCUGGUGGUGGCAAUCCAGCAGCCAAGAGGGUGGUGGUAUACCGGAACGGGGACCCCUUCUCCCCAGGCCGCCAGCUGGUGGUGAGCCAACGCCGCUUUCCCACCCUGGACGCCUUGCUCCAUGAGGUGACCUCGACUGUGCAGGCCCCAGUGGCUGUGCGGGCCCUCUAUACUUGUGGUGGCCACCCUGUCACUGACCUGGCUGACCUGCAGAACGGAGGGCAGUAUGUGGCUGCUGGCUUCGAAAGAUUCCGCAAGCUGCAGUAUUUACCCCCUGGACGGAAGGAUCCAGGUGGAAAGGGCAGCAGACUACGAGAUCCUCCAGUGACUCACUACCCAGGUGACAGGACCCUUGGAGCGCGACCACCUGCAGGUUCCCCCUGCUAUAUCCAUGUGUUCAGGAACGGGGACCUGGUAAGUCCCCCAUUUAGCCUGAAGCUGUCCCAGGCUGCUGGCGAGGACUGGGAAACCGUGUUGAAGCUCCUGACUGAGCAGGCCGGACUGCAGGCCGGGGCUGUGUGCAAACUCUGCACCCUGGAGGGGCUCCCACUGGCAGCAAGAGAGGCGCUGGUGAAUGGCCAUUAUUAUGUGGCGGUCGGAGAGGAGGAGUUCAAGGCCCUCCCCUAUCUGGAGCUGCUGGUGCCUAGCCCCUCGCUGCGCAGGGGCUGCCGGCAACCCCCAAACCCAAAGUCGAAGCCCCGCAAGCCAUGGGCCCCAAGGGCGUGCAAGCUUGGCCUGAGGGGAGAGAAGGCAAGAACCAUCAUCACCCACAGCCCAAGCCCAGUAUCCCCUCCACGGGCCCAGGGCCACAGGGCUCAGGCACCUCAGACCUCUCCGGAGGAGCCCAGCCCCAUUGAGCCAUCUCCUUUUUAGGCCAGACCCCAGCAGGCCACUCAGCCAAGCAGCAGGCUACCCACGCUCUCAUUUCCAUCAGGAGUCAAGGGAGUAUAUGAGGCUCCCUACCCGAGGAAGGAGACAGCAGGGGCCCAGGAAGUGGCAGAUGACGAAGACACCUACACGGAGGAACCCUUGGAUCAGAGGGCAGCACAGGCGGUGGACGAGGCCCUGCGCCUGGCAAAGCAGCCUGCUGGCGCGGCAGUCUCAGCCUCAACCCCAUCUCUGCCAUCUCGGGAGCCAGCAGCUCCAGCCAGGAACUGGGGCGGCCACUCUGUAGCCACCUUUAAUCCUCUUCUCCAGCAGUCUGCUCCAGGGGACCCAGCGCCUCCCCUGGGCUCACAGGAUACCCUGUAG